Gossypium raimondii (Peruvian cotton) is the source of this 3088-nucleotide messenger RNA. Its product is annotated as sterol 3-beta-glucosyltransferase UGT80B1. The record is from RefSeq and is a predicted model, not a curated record. The transcript has 15 exons. NCBI's taxonomy places the organism in Eukaryota, Viridiplantae, Streptophyta, Magnoliopsida, Malvales, Malvaceae. Gene Ontology annotation, molecular function: hexosyltransferase activity; UDP-glycosyltransferase activity. The coding region runs from base 772 to 2754 and encodes 660 amino acids. Gene Ontology annotation, biological process: carbohydrate metabolic process.
CGCUUGUUCUUCAUUUAAUGCAAAGAUUCCUACCUUCCUCAUAUAACUAGUAUCAUUCGUUUUUAUUUUCCCAUUGAAUUAUUUCACACGGUGCUAGGAAACGUGAAAUUCUCCUUAAUUUUUGUUGUUAAAAAAUACAUUGGUUUGCUGGAAAGCGGUCUUUGAUUCUUUUUCACCUAACGUUCUAUGGUUUUGUUAAUUUGACUGGUUGAUGCUUUGUUCUUUCCUCUCUUUUUUCUCAUUUCGGUGGUCGAUUGAAUUUGUUAAGUAUAUAUCAGCCAAGACCCAAGACCCUGAUUUCUUUUAUAUAUUCUCUCUGGAUUUUGACGUCUACUACUAGUACUAGUUAUUCUUUUCUUAUAUGAACUGGUCAUUUUGGUCUAUACAAGGUUCUGGAUCUAAUGAGAUGUUUCGAGAGGAUUUUGUAGUUCAGGAUUUUUUCCCUUUUUGUGAUUUUUCUGAGUUUUUUUUUCUUUCUUUCUUUUUACAGCAUGAAGGUUUGGAAAUUUUGAGGACUUUUAUAUUUGGGAACUGUUGUUCGCAGAUUUUUACUGUUUUUGGGUCAACUUGGAUUUCCUUAGUGAUUAAGGUUUUAGUCAUUCAGCUAAAUUUGAAUCUUUGAAGUUGUAGGCAUAGUGGGGUUUUAGUUUUGAAUUUGGUUCUUUCACAUUUGAGGCAUUUGUUUUCUGAAUUAUUGUAUUUGGACAUUGAGAACUAAAUUUUAGAGGGUUUUGUUUGGGGUUUAAGACUUGAAGCUUUUUAUUGGAUACAAUGGGGAGUAAUGGCAUUGAAUGUUCAAGGAAAGAUUUACAAGAGGAAAGUGUUAGCAAUAACAGAAGUAAGGGAGUACUUAAGGACAGUGAACAGACAGAUGAAGUAGACGAAUCAGCAAUGGAAUAUAGGUCUUCUGAUGAUCAAUCCUUUUCAAGUUGUUAUGAGAAAGAAGAGAAUCAGAAGUCAAGUUCAGAGCAGAAGUCAUCGGUUAUAGAGGUUUCCGAGACGAAACAAUCGAGUGUUUCAUCUACUCCCAAAAGAGGUCUGGAUCAUUGUACCAGUGCACCACUUGCUGCCCAAGGAAACCAGUUAAUUGAUGACAAUGAGAUUGCAUUCUCUAGGUCAAUGACGGAGAAGAAAAACUCAAGGCAUGAUCUAAAAAUAGAUAGACUCUCAGAGCGUGAAAAGGUGAUUGAGAGACUUACUCGAUGGAAAAAUCUGAUUGUUAACCUUAUCAAGAUCCAAAAUGAUGGGACAGUAGAAGUUGAUCUACCUAAAAAUUCACCUGUAGCUUCAGAAUUGUUAGAACUUUCCUCUAUUGAAGGGCCAUCAUUUGAUCUUGAUGAUACUUUGUUCUAUGAGACUACUAAAUCUAUCCCAAGGUUGAAUAUUGCCAUCCUUGUGGUUGGAACAAGAGGAGAUGUACAACCUUUUCUGGCUAUGGCAAAGAGACUUCAGGAGUUUGGUCAUCGUGUUAGGUUGGCAACUCAUGCUAACUUCCGCAACUUUGUAAAGUUGGCUGACAUUGAUUUUUAUCCUCUGGGUGGUGAUCCUCGAGUCUUGGCUGGAUAUAUGGCCAGAAAUAAAGGUUUGAUUCCGUCUGGACCUGGGGAAAUAUCGAUACAGAGAAAGCAACUGAAGUCCAUUAUUGAGUCUCUUCUUCCUGCAUGCACAGAGCCUGAUAUAGAAACAGGCAUGCCAUUCAGAGCACAAGCAAUCAUUGCAAACCCUCCAGCCUAUGGACAUUCUCAUGUUGCAGAGGCUCUUGGUGUUCCCCUUCACAUAUUCUUCACCAUGCCUUGGACGCCAACAUCUGAAUUUCCUCAUCCAUUGGCCCGUGUUCCUCAGAGUGCUGGAUACUGGCUUUCCUAUAUAGUUGUGGACUUACUGAUAUGGUGGGGCAUAAGAGGAUAUAUUAAUGACUUCAGGAAAAAGAAGUUGAAACUUGCUCCCAUCGCAUACUUCAGUACAUAUAAUGGAUCAAUAUCUCAUUUACCAACUGGCUACAUGUGGAGUUCUCAUCUUGUGCCAAAGCCAAAAGAUUGGGGUCCCUUGGUUGAUGUUGUUGGUUACUGUUUUCUGAACUUGGGGUCAAAGUAUCGUCCUCGAGAAGAGUUUGUGCAGUGGAUUCAGAAAGGACCACAACCCAUAUAUAUUGGUUUUGGAAGCAUGCCUCUUGAUGAUACCAAGAAAACGACAGAUGUUAUUUUGGAGGCAUUAAAAGAUACAGGACAAAGAGGAAUAAUUGACCGAGGUUGGGGAGAUCUGGGGCAGUUUACAGAAGCUACUGAGAAUGUUUUCCUCAUAGAAGACUGCCCUCAUGAUUGGUUGUUUCCUCAGUGUUCAGCCGUGGUGCAUCAUGGUGGUGCUGGAACCACAGCCACGGGACUUAAAGCUGGGUGUCCAACAACCAUAGUGCCGUUUUUCGGAGAUCAGUUCUUUUGGGGUGAUAGAGUACAUCAGAGAGGGCUUGGGCCUGCACCAAUACCAAUAUCAGAGCUCAGUAUUGAGAAGCUUUCAAAUGCUAUAACAUUCAUGCUCCAGCCAGAGGUGAAAUCCCUUGCAAUGGAGUUAGCAAAAUUGAUAGAAAACGAAGAUGGUGUUGCAGCUGCAGUCAACGCAUUUCACCGGCAUUUACCUCCGGAGCUACCAUUGCCUACUGCAGCUUUGGAGGAAAAUGAUCGUCCAAACCCAUUACAGUGGUUCUUUCUUCAAAUUGGAAAAUUGUGCUGCCUUCCUUGUGGACUGUGGAAUUCAUAGUUGAUCCUACAGAUAAGUUAUUAACCUUUUUCAUCACUUACAUCAUUUUUUUUUUCCUUGUUUUAAAUUUUUGGGUAUUUUUUCAUUACAUUGAUGGGUUUGAGAAAAAGGGAAUUGGAUAGCAGUUUAGAGUUCAUCCAUAGUGUGCAACGGCAUUAGGCUUUCUUCUGUUACCAUUUGUAAAGGUAGUAGUAUUGAUAGAUUAAGCUUUGAUUACAGUAAUAAUAAUUACCCAUUCAUUGGUCGUUUGGUUCUCUUUCCAUUAAUUGGUCGUUGUAUUUUCCUUGGUUGGACAUGACAUUGAAAGGUAAUAAAUAAUUUGAUUUAAAUAUUA